AUGUCAAUGGUCUUUUACACAUCUACUACCACGCCGCUCUAUUCCUUAGCCUGGCAGCCCACUAGCACAGCAUCCUACGCCGGUACCUGCAUCUUUUUGAUCAUUUUCACCGUCAUCUUCCGCCUUCUUCUGGCCGGCAAAACGAUUCUGGAGCGGCGCUGGCUGGACAAAGCGCUCGAGCGUCGUUACAUCAGCGUUGCAGGGGCGCUAUCAGAAGCCGAUAAGAUCGAAGGAAGCAGCGAUCAUGAAUAUGGAACGCUUCUUUCACCAAAUGGGCUAGAGCAAAGGGUCAAAGUCGUAACUAAUGGCGCCAGGCCAAUCUUGCCAUGGAGAUUGAGUGUGGAUCUGCCGAGAGCCGCAUAUGUGACUGUUACCGCAGGGGUGGGCUAUCUCAUAAUGCUGGCCAUCAUGACCGAGAAUGUCGGCUAUUUCAUGUCUGUUCUUGGAGGUGUCUUCCUUGGGGAAUUGGUAGUGGGCAGACUUUUGGAAUUCUUGGUAGUGAACAUGUUACCCUAUCUAAGCUGUCUUGAGGCUCACGUAGCCUUUGGCGAGAAAGUCGCUCACACAAAUGACGAUCAACGACGACGGCGGACGUCGGUAUCGCAAUAG
Molecule: messenger RNA, 609 nt
Organism: Bacidia gigantensis
Lineage: Eukaryota; Fungi; Ascomycota; Lecanoromycetes; Lecanorales; Ramalinaceae
Exons: 3
Coding region: 1-609 (202 amino acids)
Biological process (GO): intracellular copper ion homeostasis; copper ion transmembrane transport
Cellular component (GO): plasma membrane
Molecular function (GO): copper ion transmembrane transporter activity
Source: RefSeq, a predicted model, not a curated record